Messenger RNA from Solanum pennellii, 1456 nucleotides. RefSeq names its product 2-alkenal reductase (NADP(+)-dependent). The transcript has 5 exons. NCBI's taxonomy places the organism in Eukaryota, Viridiplantae, Streptophyta, Magnoliopsida, Solanales, Solanaceae. Gene Ontology annotation, molecular function: oxidoreductase activity, acting on the CH-CH group of donors, NAD or NADP as acceptor. The coding region runs from base 157 to 1230 and encodes 357 amino acids. The record is from RefSeq and is a predicted model, not a curated record.
UAGUUAGUACCUAACACCAGCUAUAAUUACACACUUGACUCAACCCCCAAUUCCCCAAAAUCCCACCAUUUUUGUGAUCAAUCUAGAACCACAACAAAAGGGGUUCCAAAAAAAAGUGUUCUUGAAUAAAUUUGCAAUUUUUUUUUUUGAAAAAAAAUGGAGAAAGUAGAAGUAGCAGCAGUAGAUCAGCUACUAGGGAAAACAGUGGAAAACAAACAAAUCAUAUUGAAAGGAUAUAUUGAAGGAAUUCCAAAAGAAAGUGAUAUGGAGUUGAAAAUUGGCAAAAAAUUGAAUCUUGAUAAAGUUCCAAAAGGGUCAAAUGGAUUAUUGGUGAAGAAUUUAUACUUAUCUUGUGAUCCUUUUAUGCGUGGACGGAUGCGCGAUUUCACCGGGUCUUACCUCCCUCCUUUCGUUCCGGGAGAGGUAAUUGAAGGAUUUGGCGUCUCCAAAGUUUUAGACUCGGAUAAUCCAGACUUCAAGCCAGGUGAUAUAAUCUCAGGUUUCACCGGUUGGGAAGAAUACAGCUUAAUAUACAAUACCGAGCAGCUGAGGAAAAUUCAGGCGGAUGAUAUGCCUCUGUCCUAUCAUAUCGGUCUUCUUGGCAUGCCAGGUUUUACAGCUUAUGCUGGAUUUUACGAGGUUUGUAUACCAAAAAAAGGGGAUUAUGUUUUUGUUUCUGCUGCCUCGGGAGCAGUUGGCCAGCUCGUUGGCCAACUGGCGAAGUUACAUGGAUGCUACGUCGUAGGAUGUGCUGGGACAAAACAAAAGGUUGACAUACUAAAGAGUAAGCUUGGAUUUGAUGGAGCAUUCAACUAUAAGGAAGAAGCAGAUAUUGAUAAAGCUCUCAAAAGACAUUUCCCGGAGGGGAUCGACAUUUACUUUGACAACGUGGGCGGAUCCAUUCUAGACGCAGCAUUGCUCAACAUGAGGAUCCAUGGUCGGAUUGCCAUAUGCGGGAUGGUUUCUCAGCAAAGCCUUUCUAAUCCACAAGGUAUACACAACUUGUUUCAGCUCAUCACUAAGCGCGUUAAGAUGCAGGGCUUUCUUCAGAGCGAUUAUCUACAUCUAUUUCCGCGCUUUCUUAAAGACGUUAGUAGCUUGUACAAGCAGGGAAAGAUUACAUACUUAGAAGACAUGAACGAAGGCCUCGAGAGUGGUCCUUCCGCCUUUGUUGGACUGUUUUCUGGACGGAACAUGGGUAAACAGGUCAUCCGUGUCGCUCACCAUUGAUCUUAGUCCAGACCCCUCGAGUUUUUUUUCUCGAGACACAGAUCUUACUUCUACCUCCGAGCUUAUCAUGACCUUCCCUGUUAGCAAAAAAAGACCAUGUUUGCAUCAGGAACAAGGCCUAUAUAGACCAAGUUGUAAACUCAUGAUGAGACAAUGAACACUAUUUUUUCUGUAGUUAGAUAGUUAAUAUUAUCAAAUUCAUGCAUUAUAUUUUUCGUAUUAUUAA